Messenger RNA from Spodoptera litura, 3000 nucleotides. RefSeq names its product Exchange factor for Arf 6 (gene Efa6). NCBI's taxonomy places the organism in Eukaryota, Metazoa, Arthropoda, Insecta, Lepidoptera, Noctuidae. Gene Ontology annotation, molecular function: phospholipid binding; guanyl-nucleotide exchange factor activity; protein binding. The record is from RefSeq and is a predicted model, not a curated record. Gene Ontology annotation, biological process: regulation of ARF protein signal transduction.
UGUAACCUCAACAAAUCAAACUUCAAAAUAAUUACGAAUCUGUACCUGUCUUCGCUUUGGUUGGGUGCGCUUCUUUUUAUCGUGUGUUGUAAUUUAUGAAUAUUUUUCGUUAAAUAGAAUAAUAUCCAUUUUAAAUAGUCCCUCAUGUAGUUUUUUUAAGUGCUACUUGUGAAAUCCUUCGGUGGAUACUAAUCAAUGCUGCUGUACACUGAAUAUGGCUGACGAAAGACUAGUGGUUCUGAAUCGUAGUGACAAUUUGGGAUUCGGAUUCUCUUUGCUUGGCGAAGCCGGUUUGCCACAUAUUAUAUACGAGAUCGAAGAAAAUUCCCCUGCGGCUCGGAGUGGUGAAGUCGAGGCGGGAGACGUUUUGCUCAAGGUUAAUGGGACUGAUGUAAACCGGUUCACUACCCGAGAAGUUCUAAAAUGCUUGCGACUAUCGUCAGAUCCCGUCACUUUAAGACUGAGAAAGGACCCACAGAUCAAAGCGAGUGUGAGGCGGUACCUGGCCGCGGCGGCCGAGCGUCGCUCUAGCGGCGCGGGCACACGCACCAAUCACGACAGAUCGGCUUCUCCGCCGUCGAGCAACUCGAACAGCAACUCAUCUAGCAACUCAUCGAGCAACGGGUCGGGCGUGCAGUCCGGGGACAGUUGUGAGGCGCUGGUGGGAGUGGAAGACAAGAGAAGGGGCCGAGUGACGCCCAAGUUCGAGGCCUACAUGAUGACUGGGGACCUCAUGCUCAACCUGUCGCGAGUAGAGCAUCCGCACCACAACCACCACGCGCCCACGCAUCGGACACACUACCACAGGUACAACUCGACGCCAGCCUCACCCAGUGAGAACCGAAUGUGUGGACGCGUGGAGCUCGCGCAACGACACAACUCCUCGCCCGACACCGGCCUCGUUGGAGACCAUGCUAGCAAAAUGUUCAUAUCCCAGCCGGCGUCUCCCGCGGGCGGCGCGGGCGGCGCGGGCGCGGCCAGCGACGUGUGUGCGCGCGCGCACCACGCCGUGCGCACGUCGCGCUCCGAAGACCAUCUGCAGAGUCGAGUAUGUAAUGGUAAGUUCCAGAAGGAGUCGUCCCUGAGUGCUGUGGCUGUGGAGAUGGAAGAGGACGUGACGUCGUCACUCAACACUCUAUUGGACGCGCGACCGGAUUCCGCCACUCCUGGACCACGAUCCGACUCCGAUCCUGAGCGGGACAGGAUCGUGUGGACGUACAACGCGCCGGUGUCGAGCGCCAUGGAGCGCGCGGCCUGCAACGGCUCGGGCCGCUCGGGCGCCACCUCCAACUCCACCUCCAUAUCCGACGGCAUGUCGCAACGGUCGUCGUCGCCCGCGUCGCCGACGUCGGCGUCGUCGUCCGUGAUGUCGUCCCGCGCCACGCCUCCCCACCGACACCUCGUCACGCACCAUCACCAUCGACCCCUCAAUGGGGACAUGAGUCUAUCAGAAGCAGUGUCGAACAUAUCGAGCCCGGACUACCAGGACCAGGACGACAUGUUCGAGACCGGGCGCGAGUGUCCACGGAUGGAACUCUCCGACCCGUCCGACUCUGACUCCACGAUACUAGUCUCCGAACCUUGCCACAAACGAGCCAAAUCCAACUCCUCCUACUCUAAUGAACACGGAAGUGACGUCACUCUCAAUGGAGACCACAACAACGACUACAGAAUAGUGAUACAAGUCAAAGGCCCCGAUAAACAAAACGCGAAUGUCACAGAAAAUGUAAAUAACAAUAAUAAUAGUAAUUACACUCAGAAUGGUAAAGAAAACGGUCAUAACUCACCGGAGAACCAAGGAUAUCAGGAGCUGUGUAGUGGGUCUGACGUAGGGUCGGACGAGGGCUCGGACGGGGACUCGCUGCACUCGUUCCACUACAGUCCCAAGGCCGUCGACAUACCCUCCGCCGAACGACUCGCCAAGCGACUCUACCACCUCGAUGGUUUUAAGAAGUCAGAUGUUUCGAGGCAUUUAAGUAAAAAUAACGAGUUCUCCCGCGCGGUGGCGGAGGAGUACGUGCGUCACUUCGAGUUGUCGGGCGCCACCCUGGACGUGGCGCUGCGCACGUUCCUGGCGCGGUUCGCGCUGUCCGGGGAGACGCAGGAGAGGGAGCGCGUACUCGUGCACUUCUCGCGCAGAUACCUCGAGUGCAACCCCGGCUCCUUCAACUCACAAGACGCGGUGCACACGCUGACGUGUGCCAUAAUGCUCCUGAACACGGACCUGCACGGUUGCGGCGGCGGCGGCACGUUCCGGCGCAUGUCCUGCGCCGAGUUCAUUGACAACCUCGCAGACCUCAACGACGGAGACAACUUCCCGAGGGAAACACUCAAACAACUCUACCACGCCAUCCGGACGCAGCCGCUGCAGUGGGCACUCGAUGCGGAAGCUCCCCCAGCGGCGCAGGGCGCGGGCGGCGAGGUCCGUACUGGCGGCGCGGGGGCCAACCCCUUCCUGGACGUGCCCGACCAGAGCCGCGCCAUCGAAUACAAGAAGGGAUAUGUCAUGCGCAAGUGCUGCGUCGACGCUAACGGGAAGAAAACUCCAUUCGGCCGUCGAGGUUGGAAAAUGUUCUACUGUACUCUUCGAGACUUGGUGCUAUAUCUCCAUAAAGACGAACACGGGUUCAGACGCAGUCAGAUGUCCGAUAACUUGCAUAAUGCUAUCAGAAUACAUCACGCACUGGCGACGAAAGCGACCGACUACACGAAAAAGCAGCACGUAUUUCGAUUGCAGACUGCUGACCAGGCCGAAUACUUAUUUCAAACGAGCGAUUCGAAGGAGUUAUGUUCGUGGGUGGAGACGAUAAACUUCGUGUGCGCCGCGUACUCGGCCGCGCCACUGGCCGGCGCCGUCGGCUCACAGCGCAAGUUCCAGCGCCCUCUACUGCCCUGUACACACACCAAGCUCUCCAUGGUACUGCACUACAGAUAUGUUUUAUACAGUGGCGUGCACAGGUUUUCGAGACAGGGUAGGCAACUAAAUAUCGUAUGAUUAAA